AUGGCAUAUAAUUUGGGCUUUUAUCACUUUUAUUCUGAAUUCCAAGCAAGGUGUUAUCAGAUGCUUGGCGCUCGUAAUGGGAACGCCUCCAAAUGCCAAUCCCUCAGCCUUACGUCGCGACGAUCUCCUUUUUGUCCCGUGUUUGUCCCGUUUCUUUUCUGCCAUCUCCCUUCCACCUCUCCUACUUUUAUACCUUUGCUAAACUUCUCUAUUUUCGAGAUACUACUGCUUAUACACUGCACAGAUUGUUCCCCAUCCAGUGCGCGAAGAUGAGUGCAGAGACCACGAUUGCAGUUCCCCCGCCGCCCGACCAGCCGAACCCCACCGACCGUGACGUCACCGAUAAGGAGCAACACGCCGCCCAAACAAUCCAGGUUCGACUAAACUUCAAUCUUCUCAGAACUCUGUCUGCGUCGCUGACCUACUUCUUUGCUCAAGAGAGUAUACCGAGGCUAUCGUACGCGGAGAGAGUUACGCGGGCUCGGACUCUCGCAGCACUCACAGAACACAUCGCGACUAAUCGAGGCCGUCAAAGAAGCCGAAUGGCGUCAGAUACACCGACCGUCCGCGCCCAAAGACACCAACGAUCUCGACAGCGCCGCCCAUGCGCGUAAGAACUGGCUCCGUGCCGUUAGCGUGGCCAAGCGAGCCGGGGGCGACGAUGACGACGACCUCCUGCCCGCGCUCCCCGACGAGCCCGCCUCAACCACA
Aspergillus aculeatinus CBS 121060 is the source of this 711-nucleotide messenger RNA. RefSeq lists its product as uncharacterized. The record is from RefSeq and is a predicted model, not a curated record. Lineage: Eukaryota; Fungi; Ascomycota; Eurotiomycetes; Eurotiales; Aspergillaceae. The transcript has 2 exons. Bases 93 to 614 code for a protein of 173 amino acids.